Messenger RNA from Scatophagus argus, 3666 nucleotides. RefSeq names its product zinc finger DHHC-type palmitoyltransferase 3a (gene zdhhc3a). The transcript is spliced from 7 exons. Bases 294 to 1229 code for a protein of 311 amino acids. Gene Ontology annotation, molecular function: protein-cysteine S-palmitoyltransferase activity. The record is from RefSeq and is a predicted model, not a curated record. Gene Ontology annotation, biological process: peptidyl-L-cysteine S-palmitoylation; protein targeting to membrane. Lineage: Eukaryota; Metazoa; Chordata; Actinopteri; Scatophagidae. Gene Ontology annotation, cellular component: endoplasmic reticulum; Golgi apparatus.
GCGAGGGGGGCGGGGCGGGAGCAGGGCAUCGACGCGCAGCUACUAGCCGACAGCAGUUUCGAAAGCGUCCGAAGGAUGCUCCUGUUUCAGGUGAGAUUCAGCGGGUUAUAGUGAUAAUUAAUCUGAAGGGAAGCCAAGCAGACAUCCAGGGCCUCAUACCACUUUAACGUUGAAGGGCAGGACGCUGACAGGAAUAUACAAACAGCAUGCGGUGAUUAAGACUGAAGCCUGAAGGCACAGCAGGUCUGGCGGCGGCAGCAGUAGCAGCAACAGGCAUUUAGCUUAGAUGAAGGAUGAAGAGCCCAGUGCACAGAUGCAGGGAUGUGGAGCACGGGCGAGGGCAGAGCGGGACCGGGGAAGGAAACAACUGCCUACAGGCCGAGCAGCGCAUCCCUAUCUCCAAAGACGUCAUCACUUCCUCAUCUGCCUCCGCCAUGUGGUUCAUCAGGGACGCCUGUGGCAUCGUGUGCGCCAUCAUCACCUGGCUGUUGGUGUUUUAUGCAGAGUUCGUGGUGCUGUUUGUGAUGCUGCUGCCCUCCAAGAAUCUGAUGUACAGCAUUGUGAAUGGGACCCUUUUCAAUACUCUGGCCUUCCUUGCCCUUGCCUCACACGUCAGGGCCAUGUGCACCGACCCUGGGGCGGUGCCAAAGGGGAAUGCUACUAAAGAAUACAUAGAAAGCCUUCAGCUGAAACCAGGGCAGGUGGUCUACAAAUGUCCUAAGUGCUGCAGCAUCAAGCCUGAUCGAGCACAUCACUGCAGUGUUUGCAAACGCUGCAUACGGAAGAUGGACCACCACUGUCCCUGGGUCAAUAACUGCGUCGGCGAGAACAACCAAAAGUAUUUUGUGCUUUUCACUAUGUACAUUGCACUCAUCUCUCUCCACGCUCUGGUCAUGGUGGUCUUCCAUUUCCUCAACUGCUUUGAAGAUGAUUGGACAAAGUGCAGUUCCUUCUCUCCUCCAGCAACAGUCAUCCUGCUCAUACUCCUGUGCUUUGAGGGUCUCCUCUUCCUCAUCUUCACCUCUGUGAUGUUCGGCACCCAAGUCCACUCCAUCUGUACCGACGAGACCGGCAUAGAGCAGUUGAAAAAGGAAGAGAGAAGAUGGGCUAAAAAAACUAAGUGGAUGAACAUGAGGGCGGUAUUUGGACACCCUUUCUCCUUACUGUGGUUUAGUCCCUUCUCCACCCCUGACCAUGGGAAGGCUGAGACCUACCAGUAUGUGGUGUGAGAGCUCAGCGCAGGGAACGAGGCGGCCGGGUCAAAACAAAAGUGGGAAGCCCAGUCCGGCCCCACAGAGCUCAGCUAUGGCAGCCUGUUACUCGCAAUGCUAAACACGAUUUCCACUAUAUCCCCCCACGCUAGCCAUGGGACAGCUUUCCAUCUGCUUUUUUGUGUUGCCAACUAAGUGCGCUAUACAUUAAUGUUUGUGUUGCCUUGAGUGAGUGGAGUUGCAGAGGAAAAGACUUUCAGUUUGUGAAUCCUGUGUGUAAACACUGUGAUAAAUCUGUUCUUAUUCUGAGCUAUUUCUCUUUCUGUUGUUGUAUCAGACGCCUUCUCUUUUCUUGCUCUGUGUUUACUCUUGCUUUCCCCCUAAGUGGCAAUUCAGUUAAAUUCCAGAAAAACACAUUUUCUCACUAGUGGUGUCUGGUCACGCUGCACUUUUUAGUUUUUUUUAUUUUGAUUUGAUCUCAGAUAUCAGCACUCGAAAACCCCCACCCCAAUACAAUGGAAGAGAAUGGAAUUUCACCAAAAUUUGUCAUUUACUGCCUUAAACAAAAAUUGGCUGCAAUUAAUCAAGUAAUUGUUUCAGCUCCUUUUUCAAAAUGACUUCAAAGCUUCAGAAGUCAAAUGCUCCCAUAUGAGGAUGGUUUUAUACUUAUGGAAGCUGUUUCUUGCACUCAUGUCAUGUGCAUGCACCUGUUUGCACCUGUGUGCACGUUUUGAGACUUAUUAAAAGAUACAAAAGUUCCAUUCACCUCCGUUGUACUCAAGUGAGAGCAGAAAAUUCAAAUCCUGGCCAGAUAAAACCAAAACUAUCUGCCUGACUACAGUUAAGAACUAAAUAUGUGUCUUUUUGUAAUUUGGGUGAAAUAACCCUUUGAAUCUUCCUCUUGUCAGUGUGUUCCAGAUUUGGAAAAAAUGAACCUUUUAAACAUGUCCUCACUUGGAUGGAUUGGUUGAGUAGUCAGGUUUACAGUAGGUUUAGUCUCUACAGUUAGAUUCCAUGUGGGAGCCAGCAGAUCCAGUCUAUGGCUCAUCCUUAUACAUGGUGCCAAAUACAGCGUGUGAAGGAACGCUUUGCCAUCAUUAUUGUGAAUUUGUGAUCAAUCAUGACCGUGAAAACAUUUUUAAAUCUAAUCAAAAAAGCCAAAAGAAAACAAAACAGUUUUCCCGAUAAAAGUCGAGGCUCAUUUGAUGCAUUCUUACAAUUAGAAGAUGUACUGAUCCCAUUUUUUUUCCUCGUGAUAUCGAUUCUAAGUUGAUGGAUGGUGUUGACACGGGUCAAGUCGUCAUUCUCACCACAGAGGAAAAGAAGUGAUUAAUUUAAAAGUAUUGUAUUUGAGCCUGACGUGAAAAAGUCACACUGUAGUGUGUGGAACAUUGUCCCCGAUUCCUCUCUGAUACAUGCUUGACAAUGAACAAAGCCGUCGCUGGAGGCCAGAGAUGAAACCGAAACAAGCCGGCAAGUUUCUGGUGGCUCCACCAAAUGGAAUCAGUGUAGAAUCAAAAUGCCGGCCUGCUUUGGGCAUCGCAGGUUUUGCUGAAUCACUCUUGCGUUGCUCGGUGGGGAAAUGAAAUGGUUUCAGUCAGUACACGUCAGCCCUCAGCUCGCCUUUCAGCUGUAAAACAUGGCUGUUAGAAGCCUGUCAACAGCCAUACUAUAGCAUAUGCUCAUUCUCCUUUUUUUGAGGAAAGGUUUGCCUGUCCACAGUAACACCAACGCUUCCUCUGUGUGUGUGUGCGCGUGUGUGUGUGUGCGUACGCGCGCACAGUUGCCAGUAAAACAGGCCCUGUGCUCUGAGCCCAUGUGGUGUUUUGAUGUCGUGAGCGUGUGCCAAAUUCAGUGAAUCCCACACCUACAUGAUUAUUUGAGAGAGCUUUUAAAUGAAAUUCCUCAAAAAAAGGACAUCGGCUUAGCUUUAAAAUUGUCUUUUUUUUUUUGUCUGGAGGAAACUGAUUAAAUCCUGUGUGGAGUCAAAGGGAAGCAGCGUAUAAGCAUGUAAAACUCUGCAUACGUCUGACUGUGCAGCAGUGGGAUGUUAACUAGACUGUAUUUCUGCACUAUUCCAGAUUACUACAAAACAUUUAACAAAGUAUGAACUUUGAUCAUUCACAUUCACGUGUACUAAAAAGGCUAAUUCGCACUUUGUAUUUAUCAUUUGAGAUCUUCUGUGUGAACUGAUCUGUUCUGAAGUGUGCAUUUUCUUCUUCUUUGUUUACAUGAUAUUGUAUGUAUCCUUUGUUAUGUGAAUGCAUGGUACAGAUGAAGGCUCAUUUAGAAAUGUAUGUGAAACACUGCUGGUAUGAUGGUGCCACGUCUCGCUGGUGAGAGUGAUGGUGGAGAUGAUUUGUUUUUUUACAGAAAUUUUAAUUCUUUCUAAAUAUUCUAAAGAUACUUCAGCACGUGCGCAGAGAAUAAAUACUUCUCAGUUGCAAUGCAAAAA